Molecule: messenger RNA, 282 nt
Organism: Apiotrichum porosum
Lineage: Eukaryota; Fungi; Basidiomycota; Tremellomycetes; Trichosporonales; Trichosporonaceae
Exons: 3
Coding region: 1-282 (93 amino acids)
Biological process (GO): protein-RNA complex assembly; translation
Cellular component (GO): ribosome; cytosolic large ribosomal subunit
Molecular function (GO): structural constituent of ribosome
Source: RefSeq, a predicted model, not a curated record
AUGCCUCAGCAGGUCACCGACAUCAAGAAGUUCCUUGAGAUCGCGCGCCGCAAGGACGCCGUCGCGGCCCGCAUCAAGAAGACCACUGUUCACGCCACCGCCGCGUCGAACAAGGGCAAGGCCGCCAAGGCCCACCAGGUCACCAAGUUCAAGAUCCGUUGCUCGCGUUACCUCUACACCCUUGUCCUCCACGACGCUGAGAAGGCUGAGAAGCUCACCCAGUCGCUCCCCCCCGGACUCAAGGUUGAGCAGGUCGGCAAGGUCGCCCCCAAGAAGAAGUAA